AUGGAAAGGUCUCGUACGUUUUCUGGUGUUGACAAGACGGUGAUUGAAUCCCUCCCUUUCUUCAGAUUUUCAUCUUUAAAAGGCUCCAAACAAGGCCUUGAAUGUUCAGUCUGCUUAUCAAAAUUUGAAGAUGUUGAGAUUCUCAGACUCUUACCCAAAUGCAAACAUGCUUUUCAUAUCAACUGUAUUGAUCAGUGGCUUGAAAAACAUUCCAGCUGCCCUCUUUGCAGACAUAAAGUCAACGCUGAUGAUUCUUCUCUCUUUGUUUAUUCUACUAGCAUGAGGUUCUUGAACCAGUCUGACUUCGGAGAAGAUUCCAACAUAGAGCUUUAUGUCCAGAGAGAAGAAGAAGAUCAACGUCAUGGGUCUUCAAGAUUCAGUAUUGGAAGCAGCUUUAGGAAAAUUACAAAGGGUAAUUUUGAUAAGGAAGAAGCAAGUUUGAUCCAACAAGAGGCUGAUAACCAGCAAGUUUUACACAAGUUCAAUCACAAGAUUAUGGUGUCUGAUCAUGUGGUGUUCAAGAACCGGUGGAGCAGUGUUAGCUCUUCUGAUCUUAUGUGUUUGAAUUCUGAGAUGAUUAAUGGCAUGUCAAGUGACAGAUUCUCUUGGAAUAUCGAACAAGACGAGGUUUCAACAAGAUCGAGAACAGCAGAAAAUGAAGAAAUUGCAAAGAUUAAGGAGGAGAUUGAGAGGAAGAGAUUGUUUGAGAAUAAGGUUGGAAGUAGCUGUAGCUCAUUAAUUAACAAAACUAAUUCUACUUCAGAUUCUUUGAUUAUUACAUCAAGAAUCAUAAAUCCAUCAGACAGAAGAUCAGUGUCUGAGAUCACUGCAGUUUCAAGACAUGCAAACAGAAUUAAUGAUUCUGAUGAAACCAAUCAAAAGCAGGAGAGAAUCAGACGGCUGUGGUUGCCGAUUGCUAGAAGAACAAUUCAAUGGUUUGCCAACAGAGAAACUAGAUCUCAACAAACCACACACCAUAUAGAUGUAUAG
Molecule: messenger RNA, 990 nt
Organism: Carica papaya (papaya)
Lineage: Eukaryota; Viridiplantae; Streptophyta; Magnoliopsida; Brassicales; Caricaceae
Product: E3 ubiquitin-protein ligase ATL42
Source: RefSeq, a predicted model, not a curated record